Diospyros lotus (date-plum) is the source of this 1982-nucleotide messenger RNA. RefSeq lists its product as uncharacterized. The transcript has 4 exons. The record is from RefSeq and is a predicted model, not a curated record. Bases 660 to 1568 code for a protein of 302 amino acids. Lineage: Eukaryota; Viridiplantae; Streptophyta; Magnoliopsida; Ericales; Ebenaceae.
GGAAGGGGUUCAUCUAUCCUGUCUAAUUUGAGUGGGCCGCCAACAGGUCCAGAUAACAAACAGCUAUCCGGCUGGGGCCUUGGCUGCCGCCGGACAGACUUAAUUAACGCUCCCUCCCACUUCCAUCUUCCAAAUUGGAGGCCAUAGUCCAUAGACAUUGCUUGAAAAUUUCAAGCUGCCGGCACCGCUGAGUGGGGAGCAGUGUGGAAAGCUAACCUUGACCGGAACUAUUUUAUUCGCAGCCGUACUAGGAGGAGGAGGAGGAGGAGGAGGAGGAAGGCCUGUUUGGGUUGAAAUUAAAAUGGAGAAAUCCUAACAAAUGGCAGGUGAAUUGCGUAGGCGGACAAGCGCACCGUCCAACAACUACACCCAAACACUGACUAAUUAAUACGGUACCCAUCCCACUUUACUUUACAUCGUCCUGUACCUUACUUACCUUCUCUCUCGCUCUCUCUCUCUCUCUCUCUCUCUCUCUCUCUCUCGCCAGUACUUAAUCUUUUCAAAUGCCCAUGGAGCCUCUCACCUCUCUCCCUGACCGCUGAUUUUUUCGGAAGACCAAAAUCCAAAAGCCUCUCUCUCUCUCCCCCCCGGUUCUAUCUUAACUUUCUGCAGGUAAGGUAAUCUCUUAUUUUCUGCGGUUGGGCGGUUGGGCAGUUGGUAUGGCGGUUGACUUCCGCGAGAGAGGGAGUCUACUUCCUUCAGAAUUACUCGACGACCACGAUCUUCUCUUGGAUAGCCGCAGCAACGGACCGACAACCGAGUUGAUCUCCGACGGGUUCAGUUCGACUGUGUUCUCUUCGUCGGGGUUGAGCUCGCCGUUCGGAUCCGAGCUCAGCUCGACGGAAACAGAGAGCGAAGUCGAAGAUGACGACAGUUUCCUUGCCGAGCUGACUCGGCAGAUGGCUGAUUAUAUGCUCAAAGAGGACGAUGAAAUCGCCUCUGAGAACCUCAAGAAUUCGUUCGGCCGUAUGCCUGUGUCGCCGGAACACAGAUUCUCCGGCUCCGAGUGCAUGCUGAAUACACAAACUUCAGUCCCUGUGCCUGGUUACCAAGCUUUCGCCGGGGACCAAGCGCGAUCGUUUCAAUUCUACAAGGUGGAGAAUCAGCCGUCUAUAGAACGACAAGGCUAUGGAAGCUGGGGAAAGCAAGUGAAGGGGACUGACAUGCGGAAGCAACAUGGAUCAGCGCCGCCGCCGCCGCCUUGGCCGCCCCUGCAACAGCGUCGUCAACAAUUAAAGCCGCAAGUUGGGUCCGGGUGGGGCAUGAAAGCCGUAUUUCUUAGAAAACCCGGUUCAAGAAGUGGACCCGGCGGCACGGGCGUGUUUCUGCCCCGUGGAUCUGGCGAGCCGACGGAGGUCCGAAAGAAACCCGGGUGUUCGACGGUGCUGAUUCCGACCAGAGUAUUGCAAACCUUGCAACUCCACCACCAAGAUAUGAUUAAUCGGUCGCCGCCCAACCACGGCGGUGGUUUCUCGGCGGAGGAUGUUGCCACGAAAUCGCCGGACCCACCACGUCCAGAGCCGACCAACCAUCACGAGACGGGUCUCCCGCAUGAAUGGACCUAUUGAUCAUUAGUGGUGCUUUCGCCGUUUCGUUCAAGCUUGAAAUUAAUUGAAGCAACUUCAGCCAUUGAACGGAAGAACAUUAUUCAAGUCAAUAAGGAGAAGGGACUGGAUUGGUGGUCGUCUUUCUCUCUUCAUGAAAUCGAAGCAAUUAAUAAUAAUGACGAUAAAUAAUUAUAGCAAUUGAAGUGGAUGAUGAUGGAUGGGGGGGGGGGGGGGGAAUUAGCUAGCUAGGAUUUGUAUUAAAAUGGAGUUUUACGAUAAUUAGGAGGGGGGGGGGGGGUAUAAGCAAGCUAUAUGGGUCGGUUGUGCUAAUGAAAUUAUUUCAUGUAUAGUUUACCAAUUUGGUGUGAUGAAAUGGCUCGUGAGCAUGCAUGUAGCUAAAAUGAUUGAAAUUCAAUGGAUAUACAUCUCACCUCA